GCUGGGCUGGGAGCAGGUAACCCUCCGGGAGCGCUGCUGCUGCUGUUGCUGCUAGGAGGGGGUGCUGGGCUAGAGGCGGCCGAGUAGGGCCGCCCGUUCCAAGCCCAGCUCCUGAGGGGCCCUUGGAGUGAGCCGGCGACCAGAUCCACUUUCCUUUGCCACCUUCCCAGUCUCCUGCAUCAUACGCCCUGGCGGAGUGAAUGCCUGCAUGACCGUGGGAGAGAAAGCAUGGCCGGACACCCCUACAUCUUGCUGCCAAUAAAGGCCAUCUUCCUGUUGUCCAGAUCUUGUUGAAGGCAGGCUGUGACCUGGAUGUCCAGGAUGAUAUUUUGUACUUUAAAGUAUUGUUAAAGACCAAGAAUUAGUGGAAGAAUGACCUCCAGUGGCCUGGAGUGGGAUUAUUAUGAAUUUCAACCUGUGGAAACCAGUUCUUUAGAGUAUGCAACACCAGGAGCUAAUUCUCUCUUGCUUCCUGCCAAUCCUGCCAAAUCAUAUUGGAGCUCUAACGAAGUCUCCGAUUGGUCCAUGAGCAUUCAUACGGCACACACCUCAGAAAUAGUCCAGGACAGAGCGGCCACGGUGAAAGGCAUCAAGGAAGAGAAAAAUAAGAAAACCCAGAGGAGAAAGGCUAGGAAGGAACCUAGAAGAUCAGAGAGAGAGAAGGAGGGGGAUCAGACUGCACUGCACCGAGCUUCUGUUGUAGGGAACACCGAGGUCAUAGCCGCUCUCAUUCAAGAGGGGUGUGCUUUGGACAGACAAGACAAGGAUGGGAAUACCGCUCUUCAUGAAGCCUCCUGGCAUGGCUUCAGCCAGUCUGCCAAGCUUCUCGUUAAAGCGGGAGCCAACGUGCUUGCCAGGAACAAGGCAGGGAACACCGCUCUGCACUUGGCUUGUCAAAACAGUCAUCCCCAGAGUACCCGGGUUCUUUUGCUGGGAGGAUCUCGACCUGACCUCAAAAAUAAUGCAGGAGAUACCUGUUUGCACGUUGCUGCUCGCUAUAAUCACUUGUCCAUCAUUAGGGUUCUCCUCAGUGCUUUCUGUUCUGUCCAUGAAAAGAACCAGGUCGGGGACACAGCUCUUCACAUUGCUGCUGCACUAAAUCAUAAAAAAGUGGCUAAAAUUUUACUGGAAGCAGGUGCUGAUGGGACAAUUGUUAACAAUGCUGGUCAGACUCCACUAGAGACGGCCCGGCACCACAAUAAUCCUGAAGUAGCUCUUCUCCUCACUAAAGCACCACAAGUCUUGCGCUUCAGUCGUGGGAGAAGCCUAAGAAAAAAGAGAGAGAGGCUCAAGGAGGAGAGGAGAGCUCAGUCUGUGCCACGAGAUGAGGUGGCCCAGAGCAAGGGAAGUGUCUCAGCAGCAGAUACUCCCAGCAGUGAGCAAGUCACACAGAAGAAAGAAGAAGCCAAAGAAGAAUUCCACUCAGCAUCUCCAGAGCCCCGGACAAAGAAUAACCGAAAGAAAAAGCCAAAACAAAAGGUAUCUGCAUUCUCUGACCCCACCUCACCAGCAGACCAGCAGACCAUUCCUGGGCACCAGAAGAACUCACAUAAUCACCCCAAAAAGAGGAAUAAGCACCGUUGCUCCUCUCCGCCCCCUCCUCAUGAGUUCAGAGCAUACCAGCUAUACACUUUGUACCGUGGAAAGGAUGGAAAAGUUAUGCAGGCACCAAUAAAUGGAUGUCGUUGUGAGCCAUUGAUUAAUAAACUGGAGAAUCAGCUGGAAGCAACGGUUGAGGAGAUAAAGGCAGAGUUUGGAACUGUGCAGGAUAAGAUGAACACAAAACUGGGCCAGAUGGAGACUAAGACCCAACAUCAAAUCCGUGUUCUGGAUAAGUUGAUGACUGAGCGGUUAUCUGCAGAGAGAUCAGAGUGUCUGAACCGGCUACAGCAACAUACUGAGCUAGAGAAGCAUGAGGGAGAGAAACGACAGGUGUCCCUGGUGGAUGAAUUGAAAACAUGGUGUAUGUUAAAGAUUCAGAAUCUGGAGCUGAAACUUUCCGGAGAUUCUAGAGCCUCUAGGCCCAAAUCAACUCCAUCCACUUCUGAAUCCCUCACAGGUGCAGACCAAUCGGUGGUUACUACCACCAGUCCAGCCACUGCUUCUGCUAACCCUCCUCAGGUUGUCAGGCCCAAGGAAAAAGCACUUAUUAGUUCUACUGUUUCCAACAGACUCCAGCAGGAGCCAUCAUCAUUAGACUGUGGGAGCUCGAAACUGAGACACGUUAAGGUACAGACAGCUCUGUUGCCCUUGACUGAAGCAACUAAAUGUGAGCACCAGACUGGUCACUGCCUCGACAAAGGCACUCAAACGAAGAAGUCUGGGAAAAGUGGGCAGACAAGGCAUAGGCCCCAGCAACAUGCAUCUACACAUGUCUCUGGCAGUACAUGUACCCAGCAGCAAGCAGCAGACCACCAGGCUGGCCCUCCCAUUCGAGACACAUCCCAAGCUCUAGAAAUUACCCAGUAUUUUUUUGAGACUGUAUCUACACAAAUGGAAAAGUGGUAUGAGAGGAAGAUUGAGGAAGCCCAGUGCCAAGCCAAUCAGAAAGCUCAGCAAGAUAAGGCUACACUAAAAGAACACAUUAAGAGUUUAGAAGAGGAACUCAGUAAGCUGAGGACUAAAGUACGAAAGGAAAGUUAGCACCCAAGCACCAAGUUGGUAAGAGUACUUUGCAGGACUUCUGGUUUUGCUAUGAACAGCAAUACCUGGGAUAGAAGUGUUCAUCCUGGUGCACAAAGACAUGCCUUUAAAUACAAAUGUACACACACAACACUUAUUUUCUGAAAUGUGAUAGUCAUGUGACUCUUGUGCCCUGAAUUCUGAUUGUUGAAGUUCUCAUGUCUGACACCAGAGGAAGUAGUGUCAAGAUUCAUCACAAACCCCAAAAUCAGUUCAGGUUCUUGGGAAGUUCCUAGUCUUAGAUUGAGUGGGCCAGGCUAGGAAGAUGGUGAAACUGUGGGAUAUAUAUUAACGGUUUCUAGCUGUAGCCUAAUAUUUAGGAGGUAUGAAAUAUGUGCAUCAAAGACCAAAAGAAAAGCCCUUUGUGAAUUCAAGCUAACUGGUUCCACAUUUCUGUUCAAACUCACCUGCUGUGCCUCAACAAUGAUAGAUCUCUGAAUGAUCUGUGACUUUGAGAUGAACUGAACUUUACCUGUCAAGUUUGCCAUUUUUAUAAGUCUGACAAAGAAGCCUAGGAAAAAAGAUUUCGGGGGUAAUGAAAUUUUCUGAUUUUCAUGCAGUACCCUGACAAAACUGUAAUCCAAAAAUCAUUGAAAAGAAGAUUCUAAAACCCAUUGUAAUAAAGUGGGCCAUGAUAGUACAAGUGUGUUUAAAUAAAUUAUUUGUGAUAUAGUUAAUGGGAGUGGUUAUAAUUAGCAGAGUUGGAAAUGCUUGCUAAGAUUAGAGAUUCUAAUGAACUUUUGUUCACAAUUACAUGUUUGGGGACCAGUUUUCGUUGGCCAAUCUUAGAAUUAUUAUAAAACAAACUAAUCAACUUUAACCUUUCAGUUCCCCACAGUUCCUGUGAGCAAUUUAAAGUCAAAAUCAAAUCAUCUGAAAUCCUUUCUGAAUUUGAGCUUAUGGUACUGAGGAGUACCAUGGAGAAAUGGAGAUAAUUUAGAUUGUUUCUUUCUUUAAAGAACCUCAAAGCAUCUCUACUAAUAUGAUCUAAUGAUGGCAAAUUGGAUAAUUGAAUCAGUAGACCCCAUCCCUCCAUUUUCUAAUUCAGUAUGGCAUUGAGGCAUUUUUCUUUUCUUUUUUUUUUCAUGAAAAGAUAAACACUUUGGAAAUGUAGUUUUUGCAUUGAAAUCUUUAGGAGGUACAAAAUUGACCACUUUGGGAGGAGUUUAAGCAGAGGUUGGAUGAAGACUUGUCAGGAAUGUCAUAGAAAGGGAUUCCUUCCUAUUCAGAUCCAUCGAGCUUUGAGAUGUUCUAAUUCACCAAUUAACCUUGCCCUUCAAAUUUCUGGUCUUUUGGAGCAUAACAGAAAUAUGCAUCUGCUAAAAUUCUUAGUCUAAGAAUUUCUUGAGUAUAUUCUUCAUGUAAACAAAUAUUCAGAAUUCCAUUAUUAAUUGUCCUUUCCUUAUACAAAAACAGCAGCAUCAUUAAACCAGAUACAAAAGAACUAACUUUAGACAGCAAACACAUCCAAAAGUCCCCCCAAACACCAAAUCACAAUUAACUGUAGUCUAUUAGCUAUUGACCUAUCAAAUUUGCAUUUUGGAGUAGUGUUAAAUUAAGAUGUGGUAGUUCCCAAUAGACUAACCCAGUGUAAUGAAUUUCACGAUUCUGUAACUUGUUAAACUGAUGAUUUAAUAUUAUCCCAAAUCAGCAUUUACCAAUUUUUAGUUCCUCGUCCUUAAAACUAUAUUGCUUAUGAGCUGUGCAGCCUUCCAUUCAUUUCAUCUCUUUAGAGUUCACUAGUAACUCCAGGGGCUGCCAGUUUCCUCUGUCUUGCUCCUGAAGCAAAAUCAUAGCUCAUGGAACUUUAGAGUCUGGAAGGGACUUGAGAGAUCAUCUAAUGCAACCCUGGGAGAGAGAAAUGUAACCCUAAGACCAUUCCUUAAUUCAAUCCAAUUGGUAUAUAUUGAGUACCUAGAACUAAAAAUGAUUCUGAACACUAAUUCUCUGCCCUUGUUUAAUAACAUACCAAAUCACUAGUUUGAUUUCAGAGGUGUCAUUAAAUCUCAAACUCAAUUUAAUUCAAAGAAUACAAACAUGGUAUGUAAUACUCUUCUUUUAAUGACCUAGUAGGGUGGGAAAUACUGGUUUGCUUAAAGCCAGCCAACCAACAAUCUUUAGGCAGAUAAUUAUCUCAUUGCUACAUUACCAUCUUGAUAAACUAUGGAGUGAAGCAGAGGUAGAAAGCCUUGGAUCUGUCUACUGACCCAAAGCUACUGUCUUUCAACCUUUUUAAACUUGUGCUCAGUAGACUAAGUAGACAAGUAGAAAUGUAAUAGCUUCCCGAUUACAAAACCUGGAUUUUUCUACACUUUACCCUGUACCCUGAUGACUAGCUUUAGUCAGAAUUUUAGUUGUCUUAUUCGGAAUUAUCAAAAAUAGGUUCCAAAUCUGUAAUUUUUCUUGAAGGGGUUUCUUUUGCCCCUACAAGUAUAAUUUCAUAACUGUACUUCUAAGGAAUUGAAUUAUCAGCAAAUGGAGAAAUAGUAUAUAAACAAUAUGUGUCAAAGUUAGGGAUAAGUCUCUGUAGGUUGAUAGGAAAUUUGCUGAUAUGCAGAAUUUGGUUUUCUGGCCAUUUUUUUUUUAGGAAUGCCAAUAUUCUGUAUAAUAAGGUGGUAGCUAUAAGCAAAAUAUGCUAUCUAGCAUUAUUGUGAAAAUUCCUUUUAGUGCAUUAUCGAGUACACUAAUGUCUGUAUUACAUAUUAGUUCUAACCUUUUAAUAAAGGAUUAGGUAUUUAUAUGUUUUUUAAGUCAAAUGUUCAAGUACUGUAGAAUUACAGUAAAAAGGUAUGUUGUCUUCCAUUUAAUUUCAAAACUCAAUCUGAAUUAGUUUAUAAGUAAUUAAAUAUUAUUCAGAAUGGUUACUGAUUUCUAUUUCUUUAUAUUUGAAAAUGUGACUUAAAGGGGUUUCCCAAAAUAUUUUACAAUUAGCCUACAUAUGUCUGUGCAUGUGUCCCUAAGAGUAUAGUGGUCCACCAACAAAACAGCUUUUGGCAUAGAGUGAAUGGAUCUGCUAUUGAGCAGAAAGCAAGCUUGCUGCAUUGAAUGGAAUUACUAUGAAAGACAAAAUUAUUUAAUGGCAUCAGUGAUAACAUGAGUAAACUGAAAGUAGAAUGUGCCUUUUUGACUCCUUUGCCAGUCAACAAUGAGAGAAGAUGAUUACAUUCUCACAUAAACAGCAAAAUACCAUGGACAGUUUUUGUUUAAAAUUUGGGUAGAGGUGCAGUUAAUUUAGUUCCUAUAAAACUUGUAUUGACUGUGGAGGGUAAAAUAUUAAAGAAACUUUUAAAAUAACAAUCAAAAGUUAAAGAAAAUAGGACUAUUUCAAAAGAAUAAAGAAAUUCACAUAAAAUUUUUAGAUUAAACUUUAUUCAUGGAAAAUUACAUUUACUUUUCCUAUAAGUUAAAGAAAUAUGUUAUUAUCUAAGCUAAUAAAACACAGAAGCAGGAAAAUGCAUAGGACUUGACAAAAAUAAGAAGAAAUCAGUUAUUUGCUACUCUUGGCAUGCAAGGAAUCCUAAAAUGAAUUAAUGAAAUUUUGCCUUCCAAUGGCAUGAUAGUUAUUAUGCAAUAACACUUAAAAGAACAACUAUCUUUAUUGUACUGUUUCACUGUAAUGAUCACUAUCUAUACUUUAAGAUGCAUGUAUAGGGAAUGGGGGUACCUACUAAGCUUUGGAUAGCUUCAACACAUUAUUCUUUGAGUAACCAUUCCUAACUAAUGAGUGAUGGCUUUUUUCCAUGUCCCUUAUCAUUAGUUAUGCAUCAUAAAUGAUGACUAAAUGAGUCUGAUUGGGCUGAUACGCUUUAAUUUUUGUCCUUGGCAUUGUUUCACCAAUUGGUCACACAGAUUCAGAGCUAGAAAGGAUCUCAAAGCUCAAAGGGGUUAUGACUUGCCCAAGUUCACAUAAUAUAAUCAGAAUGUGAACUCAAGUCUUCCAAGUCCAAAUCCAUUGGUCUUACUGCUAUUUACUACAAUUUCUUUCACUACUGCAAUCCAUGAAAAAAAGAAAAAUAUGAAAUAAUACGUGGUCCUUUAUGCCUCUCCCAGUCUACCUUAACAGUGGUGGGAUAGCAAAAGAAAAGGGGACAAAGGAUGCUAAAAAUUAUGAGUUUCUAGAUAGUUUAAAAAAUGUUAACUGUUGGGGGAAGCUGAGUGGCUCAGUGGAUUGAGAGCCAGGCCCAGAGACAGGAGUUCCUAUGUUCAAAUCUGACCUCAGCUGCUUCCGAGCUAUGUGACCCUGGGCAAGUCAUUUAACCCCCCUUGCCUAGACCUUAUCGCUAUUCUGCCUUGGAAUCAAUACGUAGUAUUGAUUCUAAGGUGGAAGGUUAACGGUUUAAAAAAAACAAAAGCAAAAAAAUAAAAUAGAAAAUAGAAAAACAAAAGCAAAACCUGAAUAGAUGUCCUUUUUUGGUUCCAUUGAAAAAGUAUAGACUUGGUUAAAUAGUUCAUCUAAAAAGAAUUUGAGGUUUUUAGUGGUCUAAAAACUUGACAAUUAUUGACUCUCAAGUAUGAUGUGGCAGCCCAAAAGAAUCCAUGUGGGCUACAUUGAGAAGUGGUGUUUGGCCAGUGGUGUUUGGCCCUAGUUAGAACACAUCUGGACCUAGAGUAUUGGGCUGAGUUUAAGGAUGAAAUUGUUAAGUUGAAGAGAGUCCAGAGGGCAAUUAGGAUGAUAAAGGGCCUGGAGUUCAUGAUCAUAAAGAUCAGCUGAAGGAACGUGGGAUGUUUAUCUUACACAAGAUUGCACCAGGGACAUGAGAGUACAUAUCAUAUGGAAAAGGAAUUAGAUGUUUUUAGACUCAAAAAAGUUGAAAGACCAUUAUUUCUCAGGUAGAAUAUCCAUUUGUCACUUCGCUAGGAUCAUAUUGUUAUGGUACCAAAGCCAAAUUAUGGUUUAACCUUAACACCCUGUCAAAUACAACCAGUUGUUGCUGUCUGUGAACUUUAGAUUUACUCCACUCUGCUUAGUCUAAGAAAACAGGAAUGUCUACACCCCUACUUAAGUAUUAAGUGUUGAGAAGGAUGGCCUAUGAUAGACAUGUGCUAGCAAAUGACAAAUCAAAAACAACUGACAGACCCCUGGGCUGUCCUAAAUCAAGCUUAAGCUACCAUUGGUACAUGUGAGACUCGGGAAAGUGAUGUAAAAACUGUCUAUAUAUUUCACGUCACUUCCUCUCAGCCUCUUUUCAUGGAGAGGUAGCUCUGGCAGCAGUGUGCUGAGCAUCUUGGCAUCUUGGCAUGGCAGAAGCUAUUGUCCAGGUUUGGAGGCAAGAGGCCUUGAUACACUACUGGGGAAGCUCAGUAACCUAGUUCAGGUGAGGCAUCUUCUCUGAGCUCUCUUGGAGUUUAGGCUGAUUCUUUCCUCCUUUACCUUCCAAAACACUAUCCUCUUAGGAAAGCCUCUAAUCUUCUGAAGAGACCUCAUGGAGGAGGUCUUUGCAGGAGAAAUUCUAUAUUCCUUCCCUCUAUAUUAAUUAAACCACCAAAAAAUUUCCAAACUGACUUGAAUAUUUUAUUUGGGAUUUUUCCUGAUGACCAAUUAAAUUUAGAUUAAGUCACAACCCUAAAAUUUUCCCUUAUUGUCACCAUUUUUAGAAUUUUCCUUAAUAUCACUUUAAGAAAGUGUAUUGGGGGCAGCUGGGCAGCUCAUUGGAUUGAGAGCCAGGCCUAGAGAUGGGAGCCCAUCCUAGGUUCAAAUUUGGCCUCAGACACUUUCUAGCUGCGUGACCCUGGUCAAGUCACUUAACCCCCAUUGCCUAGCCCUUCUGCCUUAGCACCAAUACAUGGUAGUGAUUCUGAUGGAAGGUAAGGGUUUAAAAAAAAGUGCAUCAAUCCUAGACUUCUGGAAGCAGCUGUCAAGUAGUUUACUUUAAUUCAAGACAAAAUAAAACAAUCCAAAUAUCUAUUUUUCAACUCAUAGUAACUAUUUAAAUUCUUUUUUAAUCUGAACCUAAUACCAAAAAAGGAGAAUGUUUCCUUAUACAAAGUGGUAUAGAAAGAGAAUUGUGUGAAACAAUAAAUCUGUAUUAUAUAAAGCUCACUUUUUAAUUAGUUAUAAUAAACUCAACAUUAUUUUUAAA
Molecule: messenger RNA, 8762 nt
Organism: Monodelphis domestica (gray short-tailed opossum)
Lineage: Eukaryota; Metazoa; Chordata; Mammalia; Didelphimorphia; Didelphidae
Gene: ANKRD6
Product: ankyrin repeat domain 6
Molecular function (GO): protein binding
Source: RefSeq, a predicted model, not a curated record